CCAGCCCGGGGGAGCCGGCGGCGUUGCCCCUCGCCGCCGUCCAUCGGUCUGUCAAUCCUCCGCCGGCCCUGGGAAGGGGGGGAACCAACGCGGCAUUUCCUGGCUGGCUGCUUGGCCGGCCGCCCCUCCUGCUGCCGCCGAGAGGGGCGAGGGGGAGGCGGCGGCGCUCGCACUGCAGCUUCCGGCCGGGCUCUGGCAGCAGCCAGGAGGAGCCGCCGCCGCCGAGCCAGGCUGCCCGAGCAGGGCCGGAGAGCGCUGCGCCCCGCCACGCAUGGAGACGCCGAGCAGGGCCCGGCGGGCCGGCGAGGGAGCCGUCAGAGCCACCGCUGCCGCCGGGGCGCUCCUCCCUCUUUUCCUUCUCCUGCUGGGCUUGGGAGCGGCUGCCCGGGAGCUGAGUCCCCGCGGGAGGAACGUCUGCCCGGCGCCUGGCUCCGCUGGCUUUGUCUGCUGCUCGGGAUGGAGGCAACAAGGCGAGGAGUGUUUAAUCGCCGUGUGUGAGGGGAACUUCACCUGCAAGGAGAACGAGGUGUGUGUCAGGCCUAAUGAGUGCCGCUGUCGCCAUGGGUACUUCGGCGCUAACUGCGAAACCAAGUGUCCGCGCCAGUUCUGGGGUCCCGACUGCAAAGAGAUGUGCCAGUGCCACCCCAACGGGCAGUGCGAGGACGUCACCGGGCAGUGCACCUGCAACGCCAACCGCUGGGGGCCAAAGUGCGAGAACGCCUGCUUGUGCAAGCAUGGCAAGUGUGACCAGAAGACCGGCAAGUGCACGUGCGAACCCAACUGGUGGGGGGCCCAGUGCUCCAGCACCUGCUAUUGCAGCCUCAACUCCCAGUGCGACCAGCAGAUGGGGACCUGCAUUUGCCAGCCCGGCUGGUGGGGCCGCAGCUGCAACAACCAGUGCACCUGCAACAACUCCCCCUGUGAGCAGUUCACCGGGCGCUGCCAGUGCCGCGGACGCACCUUCGGCCCCCGUUGCGACCGCUACUGCCAGUGCCACAUGGGGAAGUGCAACCAGGUCGACGGGACCUGCACCUGCGAGCCAGGCUACCGCGGCAAGUUCUGCCGAGAGCCGUGCCCGGCCGGCUUCUACGGGCAAGGCUGCAGGAGACGGUGCGGGCAAUGCAAAGAGCUGCAGCCUUGCACGAUUGCGGAGGGGCGCUGCCUAGCAUGUGAAGCGGGCUGGAACGGCACCAAGUGCGAUCAGAUCUGCUCCGCCGGCUUUUACGGAGAGGGCUGUGACCAGGCCUGCCCCCCUUGUAAGGACGGCCACACCUGUAACCACAUCAACGGCAAGUGUUCUCACUGCAAUCCGGGCUGGAUUGGAGACAGGUGCGAGACUAAAUGUCGCAACGGGACCUACGGGGAGGACUGCGCCUUUGUCUGCAGCGACUGUUUCAAUGGCGAGUGCGACUUUGAGACGGGAAGGUGCCUCUGUCGGCCUGGGUUCCAGGGGGUUUCGUGUAACGUGACGUGUCCAGUUGGUCAGUAUGGCGUGAACUGUGCGGAAUCUUGCAAUUGCCAUGAAGAUUCUUGCGACCCCCUGACCGGAACCUGCCACAUGGAAGCCAACCAGCGGAUGGGGGUGAUUGGAGCCGGGGCCCUCUUGGCCUUCCUGCUGAUACUGCUGCUGUCCCUCCUCUGGUGCUGCUGCAUCUGCCGCAAGAAGGACCAUCCUCGGGACUCAAACCAGGACUCGCCCCACAAGAAAUCUCCGAGACGUCUUUGUGGCAGAUUCAGCCGGAUCAGCAUGAAACUCCCUCGGAUUCCUCUUCGCCGUCAGAAGCUGCCAAAAGUUGUCGUGGCUCAUCACGACCUGGAGAACACCAUGAACUGCAGCUUCAUUGAGCCCCCUUCUGUGGUGGAGCAGCCGUCGCCUUCGUGGUCCUCGCGGGGCUCCUUCUCAUCCUUUGACACCACAGACGAAGGCCCUGUCUACUGUGUCCCACACGAAGAGAGUGUGAGUGACAGCAAAGACAGAGUCGCUGCUCCUUGCAACCCAGUGGAGAAGGUGGUGCCGCCCAUCAGCGAGGAGGAAGCCGGAGAGUACACCGUCUUAAAAGAGAGCAGCUCCAUCCAGGUGGACAGCAGCGAGACGCCGUUGCUCAAGUCUUCCGACAGUGAGCGCUCCUCUUCUGGCUCCGGUUCGGUCAGUGGGGCCCUCUACGCCAGGAUAGCUCGCCUCUCCAAGCAGUCCAGAGAUGAGGAUGAAAACGCUGUGGAAAACAAAAGCACCAAGCCCCCAUCGCCGGAGCGAGCUAAGCCCCCUCCACCGGACCCCUCAACGAAGCCCAAAGUCUCUUGGAUCCACAGCAAGUACAGCUCCAAUCAGUCCAACUCCUUACCUGCCAUUGGGAUGGCCGACCUGUCGGACCACAAACAGGGGCUAGCUAAGCGGAAGAGGAGCCCCAGCGAGACGUCGGCCGGGGUCCAUGGCCGACCCGACGACAAGGCGCCUGCGAGGGGCAAAGAUAAGGCCCCGAAGCACCCGAAGGAGGUGAGCUCCUCUGAAGGCAAGACCCUCUGUGCUUCCGGGGAGCACCUUUCCCCGUCCAAACUCAAGCAGAGGCACAAGACCAGCCCAGAACAGAUGGAGAACAUCAACGGGGCCGUCCAGAACGUGAUCAAAAAGAUAGGGAGCUACCCCCCAGACCGGAAAGGGGGUGAUGCCCCCAAAAGCCCCAGUCACAGCAAACUGCGCUCUGAAGUCAUCCAUCCCCAUCUGUCUUCGGAAGCGGCCACGCUGCUGGCGGCACAACUGAAGGAAAAGACUCAAAGCCUGAAUAGGGGCGACGGGGGUGCAAGGCAGAACGGGGUGAGCCCCCUGCCGGCCCAGAGGGAGAAGCCGACUCCCCCGCAGAAGGCCAAGCGGUCCAUAGCGGCCGGCGGCCAGAAGUCCAGCAAGCCCCUGCUGCCAACGUCCCCCAACUUGCAGAAACUUAUCAGCCCCGUUGUGGAGGCGCCGGCCGGUGACCCCAAAAGGGGGGAGAAGCACAGCUCCAGCAGCACCCAGGAGCCAGCCCCUGCGGCCGGUGACCAGGUGGUCAAGAAAACCCCCAUUAAAAAGCCACCCAGGAAGAAGAGCAGAGAAGUCGCCGUGGAGCAGCAGCCCAAAGCACCUGCCGCCACGUCCCCUCAGACUGUGCAGUAAAGGCGGCCUCGUGGCUCAAAGAGGCCUGCCAAAGAGGAAGUGGGAAUUGCGGGUUGGGCAGGGAGGGACAGAUCUGUCUUGGGGGGAACCAGGAGUCUGGCAGAGACUGUUGAGUGUGGCCCCCACACUGAGACACGGACCCUGAUGACAACAGAGCCCCCCCCACCAGCAUACCAAAAGCACUUCUGAAUUCAUUCCACCUUUGUGGAGCGGGGAGGGGGUUUUGUGGACCAAGCGCUGGGCGCUCGGGGAGGGGGAGGGUUAGCAGAGUGGGUUGGGCAUGUCCUUAUUUGUACCAGUAUUAUAAUUGCAUACACCCUGCUUCUCUCCCUAGGAAUGUCCCAGUUUUUAUAACCUGCAGAAUGGAGUUGCUGGCUUUCUGUAACCUUGUUGGGUUCUUGCCACAGUGGCCUCAAAAGGCCACGGCAUAAGCUCUGUGGAGCAGCCUUCGCCAACCUGGUGCCCCGUGCAGAUAUUUUGGACUAAAAUUCCCAUCAGCCCUAGUCAGCUUGGCCGUGUGAUGCUGGGGUUGUUGUCCAAAACAUCUACAGAGGGCGUCUGGUUGGUAAAGGCUGCUCUGUGACUCUAGAGGGGGGGCUACUUUUCCUCUCUUCCCGGCCACGUGUGCAGGCCUCGCGCUGGCCCGGAGACUCUGCUCACACGUGGCUUUGCCUAGCAUCCCAAACCUGACUGGACCCGCUUUUCCCCAUGGCCGUUUUGGGCGCUGUCCUCCCGUGCAGCCGUGCUGCCUCGAGCUGGCUUCGACGGAGGCCUGCCCUUUUUUUUGGCAUCGGCAGUAUGGCCGCCAUGAAAGCCCGCCUGUCCUGGCUCCAACGAGGGCAGUUUGGUACGCAAGUCUAGCAUCUCCACCGAAAGCUAUCUCCAUUAAAAAGAAAUGAUGUAUUUCUCUCUUAGCU
This is a messenger RNA of Rhineura floridana, 4065 nucleotides long. RefSeq names its product scavenger receptor class F member 2 (gene SCARF2). Bases 272 to 3148 code for a protein of 958 amino acids. The record is from RefSeq and is a predicted model, not a curated record. The transcript has 11 exons. NCBI's taxonomy places the organism in Eukaryota, Metazoa, Chordata, Lepidosauria, Squamata, Rhineuridae. Gene Ontology annotation, molecular function: scavenger receptor activity.